Messenger RNA from Cervus elaphus (red deer), 2919 nucleotides. RefSeq names its product oxidative stress induced growth inhibitor family member 2 (gene OSGIN2). The transcript has 5 exons. The record is from RefSeq and is a predicted model, not a curated record. Bases 639 to 2057 code for a protein of 472 amino acids. Lineage: Eukaryota; Metazoa; Chordata; Mammalia; Artiodactyla; Cervidae.
CCAGAAGAUGAUGCAAAAACACCUGAACAAAAUUUUUGGCAAACCCAGUAUGUAUGUUGCAUGUUUAGUCACUCAGUCAUCAGCAGCUCUUUGCAACCCCAUGGUCUAUAGCCCACCAGGCUCCUCUCUGUCCAUGGGAUUCUCCAGGCAAGAAGAAUGGAGUGGGUUGCCAUUUCCUUCUCCAGGGGCUCUUUCUGACCCACGAAUCGAACCCACAUCUCCUGCAUUGCAGGCAAAUUCUUUACCUGCUGAGCCGUUGGAGGGACUUGUUAAUGUGGACAAGUAAUCUGGUGUGAAGCCAAGCCAAAGGAAAGAAUUACGGGACAUAAUGGACCUUGAUGGCAUACAACAUCCUUGGUUUCUUUGAUGGCCUGUUUCAAAGUUAAUGCAGUGGAAAGUUCUGCUCUCUGUAUGGCAUAUGGACAUCUCUCCCCAGGAGAUGUAAUAAAUGAAGGAAAGAGGGGAAGCAAGGUAGUUCUGGACUAGAUUCUCCUGUAAGGGAGCUGAUAGAGCAUUUGCAGCAGUCCCAUGCUGGAAACCAAACAUCGUGCUCCAUUUCCCACGUGUGUCCAAACCUGGUUUUCCAUUCUGGAUGUCUUGCAGUAGGAAAUGGACCCUCAGGAAUCUGCCUUUCUUAUAUGCUGUCAGGCUACAGACCGUAUUUAUCAUCAGAAGCAAUCCAUCCAAAUACAAUCUUACAUAGUAAAUUAGAGGAAGCAAGACAUCUUUCCAUUGUUGAUCAGGACUUAGAGUAUUUAUCUGAGGGCCUUGAGGGCCGAUCAUCCAAUCCAGUUGCAGUACUUUUCGACACACUUCUUCAUCCAGAUGCUGACUUUGGAUAUGAUUACCCAUCCGUUUUGCAUUGGAAAUUAGAACAGCAUCAUUAUAUCCCUCACUUAGUUCUUGGUAAAGGUCCACCUGGUGGAGCUUGGCACAAUAUGGAAGGCUCAAUGUUGACAAUCAGCUUUGGAAAUUGGAUGGAGCUACCUGGACUUAAAUUUAAAGACUGGGUAUCUAGCAAACGAAGGAACCUAAAAGGGGACCGAGUUAUGCCAGAGGAAGUAGCUCGCUACUAUAAACACUACGUCAAAGUCAUGGGUCUUCAGAAGAACUUCAGAGAGAACACUUACAUUACCUCUGUAUCAAGACUCUACAGAGAUCAAGUUGAUAAUGAUGGUCAAGGCAGAAAUAUCUCAACACAGCAUUUACAGAUAGAGAAGUCAAAAUUUACCAAGAGAAACUGGGAAAUCAGGGGUUAUCAACGCGUAGGAGAUGGUUCUCAUAUUCCCUUCUGUCUCUUUGCUGAAAAUGUCGCUCUGGCAACUGGAACAUUAGACUCUCCUGGCCGUCUGGAAAUCGAAGGGGAAGAUUUUCCUUUUGUGUUUCAUUCAAUGCCUGAAUUUGGAGCUGCUGUCAGCAAAGGAAAGUUGCGUGGCAGAGUGGACCCAGUGUUAAUUGUCGGUUCUGGGCUCACCGCAGCCGAUGCGGUCCUGUGUGCUUACAACAAUAGUAUCCCUGUGAUUCAUGUAUUUCGCAGACGAGUAACUGAUCCAGACUUAAUUUUCAAGCAGCUUCCCAAAAAGCUUUACCCAGAAUACCAUAAAGUCUAUCAUAUGAUGUGUACUCAGUCAUGUUCUUUAGACUCCAAUCUCUUACCUGAUUAUACUAGUUUUCCUGAGCACCGUGUGCUUGCCUUUAAGUCAGACAUGAAGUGCGUUCUUCUGAAUCUCUCUGGACUGAAGAGAGUAUUUAAGCUGUCUGCAGCAGUGGUGUUGAUAGGCUCUCAUCCCAACCUGUCUUUCCUGAAGGAGCAAGGGCGCUACCUGGGCCAUAACUCAAGCCUGCCAAUCAUGUGUAAGGGGAAUCCUGUGGAAAUAGAUGCGUAUACCUAUGAGUGUGUUAAAGAAGCCAACCUUUUUGCAUUGGGUCCAUUGGUUGGAGACAAUUUUGUUCGGUUUUUAAAGGGAGGGGCACUGGGUGUUACACGCUGUUUAGCUAUAAGACAGAAGAAAAAAAAGCAUUUAUUCGUUGAAAGAGGAGGAGAUGGCAUGGUGUAGAGCAGGUUUACAAGUAAUUUAUAUGGACACUUUACCAUUAAAGAUUUUUAAUAGAGAUUUUACAGUGUACUGGCUUGAAUUUUCUGAACUUGAAUUAACUAGGAGAGCCUCAAGCGAUAGUAACUAUUUUUUAAAGUUAACUAGAGUUUUUUGUCCUGGUUACAUUGUAAUGUAUCAAAGGUGUCAAUUGUCAGACAAAUAGAAACACUGCCAGUCUGAUAUACUUUAAGUUCUCAUUUAACUGGAACAUUCUUUUCUUCUAAGACUUAACUUUUUUGUGAUCACUGUUGGUUAUUUAUGUUUGAUUCCAAAAUAUAACAGCAUCGAAUCUAUAAAACCGCAGUCAUUAGGCCAGAGCUUUGCCUCCCUUUAUGUAUUGCGUUACUGUGCUGCCCAAAGGGUAGUUCAGAGACAGCGUCAGCUCCAUUUGUGGCUUGUCAGAAAGGUAGCCUCACAGGCAGUAUAGCAGACUUACUGAAUCAGAAAUUGCAUCUUAAUAAGAUCCUCAAAUAUGUAUGCUUAUUAAAGUCUGAUACACACUGGUCUAACAGGAAAUGGGAUGUAAAUGUAUAUAUGCUGAGGGUGGGUGGAAAUAGAGGGCAUAAUCAACUCAGGUUUUAUUUAUUUUGAAAUUAUCAAUUGUAUAAGUCUAAUUUAUUGACAAAUAUGAUGGGAUUUAAUUUUUUUUUAUUGUUGAAACCUUGACAGGCAAUUCAUAUUCUCAGCUUCUAAUAAACCAUCUAAUAAUGUUGGCAUAUAUUCAGGAACCUGCCAGGGUUGUUUCUGGAGCUAUAUUCUCUAGUUAACGAGCAUAACCCUUAAACGAAUUUGCAGUUCAAUAAAUUUUGAAUGGAACUACUUA